UUUUUAAACCCCAGAACAAAAUACAACUAUUCAAAAUUAUACCUUUUUUUUUUCUUUUUCUUUUUUCUCAAAAGGAGAAGAUAUUAAGAAAGUCCAUGAUUGUGUUGUUUUUUGUUCGUGUGCCUUUCUCACCUCUAACAACAUUCCCCUGUGCUUGCUGGGAACAUGCAUAUAUAUAUUUAUAAAAGGGGGACAUGUCCAACUGCAACAACAUUAACAUCCGAGGUUAAUCUGCACUAACACUUUCUGAUUCGGUGUCUCUGUGUGUGUGUGUGUUUCAAAUGGCGCAAUUACCUCCAAAGAUCCCAAACCUCUCACCAAGUUGGCCGGACUUCUCUUCUCAGCACCAGAAGAUGCCAUUGCCACCUCUUAACAACGACACCACCACCGCCAACACAGGCCAUUAUCAGCAUCAUCAAAAUCAAAACCCUUCUUGGGUGGACGAGUUCCUCGACUUCUCCUCCGCCCGGCGCGGCGCUCACAGGCGGUCGGUGAGCGACUCCAUCACCUACUUGGACGCGCCAAUGAGGUGUGGCGAGAACAACAACCACAACAAUAAUAACGGCAAUGGGAAUGAGUUUGACAGGUUCGAUGAUGAACAAUUCAUGUCCAUGUUCACCGAUGAAGUAGUGCUCUCUGGGGUCCCCUUGCCACCACCAACUACCUUGUCCUCUUCCAACCCUUCUAGCCCUUCCGAUCAGAACUUCUUCCACGAUGAGAAAGAGAGCUGCCGGAAGGAGAGGAAGGUGCAGAAGGAGGAAGAGGAGCACCGCCACCAAUUCAAAAAUGAAGCAGAUGAGGUUGAAAGCCAGUGCAUGCAGGAAAUUGCGCAGCCUCCAAAUGACACCAACACUUCUUCUUCCAAUGAGAAAAUUACUGACCCCAAGAGAGUCAAAAGAAUCUUGGCUAAUAGACAAUCUGCACAAAGAUCGCGAGUGAGGAAGCUGCAAUACAUAUCAGAGCUUGAGAGAAGUGCAACUUCAUUACAGGCUGAAAUUUCAGUGCUGUCUCCAAGGGUUGCAUUUUUGGAUCACCAGCGUUUGCUUCUAAAUGUGGACAAUAGUGCUCUCAAGCAAAGAAUCGCAGCCCUUGCUCAAGACAAGAUCUUUAAAGAUGCUCAUCAAGAGGCACUGAAGAGGGAGAUAGAGAGACUGAGGCAAGUUUAUGAGCAACAGAGGCUGAAGAAGAUGGAAAAUGCAGCAGAGUCACCUCCAUUGCCAUUGCCAUUACCAACAGAAAAGGAAAUACAAGUUCUGAACGUUUGAAGAAGAUGGUAACUGUGUAGUUAAUGAGAUGAGAGUGGAUGAGAGAUGCAUGGGAGAAAGGAAAGGUUAAAAAAUUUUGUUGUUGUGGUUGUAACGUGCAUUGAGUUGAAUGGUGAGAAUUUUUAUUAGUGAGUUGAUGAAGUGGAGUGAGUGGUGGUAGGGUUGUGGUGUGAAACAGCGCAGGCACGUGAUGUGUUUACUUUAAAAGAAGGGGACCACUGAAAGCUUGCAUGAUUAGAAUGCAGGGGAACCACAUGUGCAGCAGUGGCAUCAAAACAAAGGGUCCAAGAAACAGUUGUGUCUGUCUGCUUUAACUUGAUAGAUAGGAGUGUGGUAUAUCUUCACAUUCUUUCACUUCUUUAUUUCUUCUCUAUCAUUCUUUUCUAUUUUGCUUCAUGUUUUUCAAUGCAUGUUGGAAAACAAACACCACUGCCCAUGGAUGCAUCAAAUUAAUGAAGGUGUAUCUGUGAAAAAGUCAAGUCUUUCGAUGGUUUUUUCUGGUUUGGCUCUGUACUUUCUAUAUUUUGUAAUCAUUUUUAUUAUUUCACAUAAUUAAUUUCAGAAACCCAAAAUGUAAAUAAAUAGUCAUUUCACACAAUUUGCCCUGUAUAUAUAAUAAUAGUGUAGUUUUUUCUGUUUUCACUGUUUCACAACUUUGUGUUAUGAAAUUGAAUGACGUUCAAUUGCAUUGGAGAAAGUGCAUGUAUGAUAUCUCAAUCUCACAAUGUUUUUUA
Messenger RNA from Vigna unguiculata (cowpea), 1999 nucleotides. Its product is annotated as basic leucine zipper 34-like. NCBI's taxonomy places the organism in Eukaryota, Viridiplantae, Streptophyta, Magnoliopsida, Fabales, Fabaceae. Gene Ontology annotation, cellular component: nucleus. Gene Ontology annotation, biological process: positive regulation of DNA-templated transcription. Gene Ontology annotation, molecular function: DNA-binding transcription factor activity; DNA binding. The record is from RefSeq and is a predicted model, not a curated record.